UCGCGGGGCGGCGGCGCGGGGGCUGGGGCGCGUCGGGAGCCGCGGGGCUGCGGGUUCGAGGCCCGGCCGAGAUUCCGAGCUGGGCACCCACCGGCCGGCGCCCGGAGCACGCGGGCUGGCUCCCGUCGGGGUCCCGGGGACGCGAGGCCCCAUGUGCCGCCUGCUGCGGAGCCGGGGCGACCCGCCUGCGCCCGCGCUGCCCGGAGGGGGACCCGAAGCCCCGCGGCCGCGCCGCCGCGAAGCGCCCAAGUGAAGCCGGGGAGUGAAGGCGGCAGGGAAGAGCAGGGGGCAGGUGUCGCCCCUGCCUCUGCUCCCCUCCCCGCCAGCCCCUGGGAGCUGAGCCCUGCAGAAGGGGGAGUGGGGGGCCGGACACCGGGGGCGCACAUGGCCAGGCGCCUGCAGCGGGUGCCGAGUUUGCUCGGGCUCCUGCUCACCAUGGCGGAGACGGUGUCCGCGGCCAGCGGUCCGCCUCCGGGGACCCCGCAGUUCCUGCCCACCAGGGAGAGCCGGAUCCCUAUGGGAGAUUGCCGGCUGGUGUGUGACCUGAACGUGUCGGCCCGCUGCCUAUUCGUGCGCACCAACCCUGACUGCCACAGCCCUGGCGGCCACCUGGACUACCUGGCCGGCAUCUUCUGCCACUUCCCCGCACACCUGCUGCCUCUGGCCGUCCUCCUCUACGCCCUCUGGCUGCUCUACCUGUUCCUGAUCCUCGGGGUCACCGCAGCUAAGUUUUUCUGCCCGAACUUGUCAGCCAUCUGCACCAGCCUCAAGCUGUCCCACAACGUGGCAGGCGUCACCUUCCUGGCCUUCGGCAACGGAGCCCCCGAUAUCUUCAGUGCGCUGGUGGCCUUCUCGGACCCACGCACGGCCGGCCUGGCUGUGGGGGCGCUGUUCGGCGCCGGCGUGCUGGUCACCACGGUGGUGGCCGGGGGCAUUGCCAUCCUGCGCCCCUUCACGGCCGCCUCCAGGCCCUUCCUCAGGGACGUCUCUUUCUACAUGGCGGCCACCUUCCUGACCUUCACCGCGUGCUACUUGGGCCGGGUCACGCUGGCCUGGGCCCUGGGCUGCCUGGGCCUCUACGCCUUCUACGUGCUCACCGUGGUGCUCUGCACCUGGGCCUACCGCUGGCAGCGCAGGCGAGCCCUGGCCUAUUCCGCGCCCGGGACCCCAGAGCUGCCGUCGGACUCCGAGGAGGACCCAGUGUCUUCCAGCACCUACAGCUCCGACUACUGUGGGGAAGAGUUCCGGCCGCUGCUGUUCUACCAGGAGCCCACGGCCCGCAUCCUGGCGCGGGGCCUCAGCCCCCUGGACGUCAGGACGUGGAGGGCCAAGUCCACCGCCUGGCGGGUCCUCAAGGUGCUCAAGCUGCCCGUGGAGUUCCUGCUGCUCCUCACUGUCCCCGUGGUGGACCCCGACAAGGAUGACCGGAACUGGAAGCGGCCCCUCAACUGCCUGCACCUGCUCCUCAGCCCCCUGGUCGUGGUCCUCACCCUGCACUCGGGGACCUAUGGCGUCUACGAGAUCGGGGGCCUCCUGCCCGUCUGGGCCGUGGUGGUGGUGGCAGGCACGGGCGUGGCUGCAGUGACCUUCUUCGUCACGUCCAACAGGGUGCCCCCGCGGUUCCACUGGCUCUGGGCCUUCCUCGGCUUCCUGACCAGCGCGCUGUGGAUCAACACGGCCGCCACCGAGGUGGUGAACAUCUUGCGGUCCCUGGGCGUGGUCUUCCGCUUGAGCAACACUGUCCUGGGGCUCACCCUGCUGGCCUGGGGCAACAGCAUCGGAGACGUCUUCUCGGACUUCACGCUGGCGCGCCAGGGCUACCCGCGCAUGGCCUUCUCCGCCUGCUUCGGGGGCAUCAUCUUCAACAUGCUGGUGGGCGUGGGCCUGGGCUGUCUGCUGCAGCUGUCCAGUGGCCUCCCGGAGGUGAAGCUGGAGCCCGAGGGCCUGCUGGUGUGGGUGCUGGCGGGCGCCCUGGAGCUCAGCCUCGUCUGCUCCCUGGUGGCCGUGCCCCUGCGCCACUUCCAGCUGGGCCGCGCCCACGGCGGCUGCAUGCUGCUCUUCUACUUGGGCUUCCUGCUGGUCGCGCUGCUCACCGAGUUCGGGGUGAUUCACCCGAGGAGCGUGUGAGCGCCGCCCUGCUGGCCAGGAGGUGUCGCUGCGGGCGGCGAAGGCCGGGUCCUUCCUGGGAUGGACAGGACCCCCCACCACCACCACCACCACUGCCUGGGGUGCGGGGCUGGCCCCCUGGUGCUUCCGAGGCCGGCUGCAUCUUUACCUCGGGCCCUGAGUGACCGCCAGCCCCAGGACGUGGGCCAGAUGUCUGGAGUCUCGGCCGCCCCGGGAGACAGCAGGACUGCCGCUCCGUGGACGCGUGGCGGGAACGUUCCCUGUGGAGCCUUGGACUAAUGUGACGGAGUCACGCACGUGUGCCACCAUGUGGCAUGCUGGCCCGUGGCACUGCCGUGGCUGCGCCCAGCUGCCGGCAGGAGUCUGUCUCUGUGCCUACCUCAGGGGAGCCCGGGCUGGGGGUCCCGGCCCUGCCCGCCAGCACCACCCCCUCCCGGGCAGGACCUGCCUCUUCUCCAGUGACGAGUGAUUAAAUGCUGCAAGCA
Messenger RNA from Sorex araneus (European shrew), 2612 nucleotides. RefSeq names its product solute carrier family 8 member B1 (gene SLC8B1). The transcript is spliced from 17 exons. The record is from RefSeq and is a predicted model, not a curated record. Gene Ontology annotation, molecular function: calcium:sodium antiporter activity. Lineage: Eukaryota; Metazoa; Chordata; Mammalia; Eulipotyphla; Soricidae. Gene Ontology annotation, biological process: intracellular calcium ion homeostasis; calcium export from the mitochondrion. Gene Ontology annotation, cellular component: membrane. The coding region runs from base 385 to 2127 and encodes 580 amino acids.